GAAUAAGUUCCUUUGUUUAAACCAAGUUGAUAUUUGUCUCUUUUUUUUGAGUUUGAUCUUUUGAUCAAAAAUGUGCGUGGCGUAUUGUUGUUUGAAUUUACUCCGAAAACGAAAUUUAGAUUUUAUAGAGAAUCGUUAUACCGAUAAAAAACGACAAUAAUUGCAAUAGCUGAACAAAAGAUGGCUAUGCACGGAGGGGCCUUGCAUAAUGAAAUAUUUGAGGGAAGCUUAGGUGACGUAAAAAAAGCAGACUUCACUCCAGGUUAUGAUAAUAACAAAAACAGUAUUGACAUGGAACGUUUACCUAAUAAAGAGUUUUACGACAAAAUAAACGCAAAGCGAGAAAUUCCAAAUGGGAUUAAUCUGGCUCCUCUAAAAGACCCGCGUUCAGAUAUUGAUGCCGUUAAUAUUCCACAACAACGGCAAGACAAUAUAAAUUUGAAUAUUACUUUGCCACAUACAAAAACUCCUGAAAAUCAAAGGAUUGAUACCCAACUUCAAAAUCCUGUUCCAGGGCAAACCCGCGAAAUAAACCCUCCGACAAGUAUUUAUGGAAUUGAAAACUUGACGGGAAAACCAUACGACCAAGAUAUGAAACUCUUACCAGAUAUGACGUCACCGAGAUACUUAGGAUUGCAACCAGAUAGUAGACCAAUGGCAGAUAUGCAAUCACCAAGAUAUCCUGGUGUUCAUAUGAAUUCUCCACACCAUUCUUCUCCUGAUAGAGAAACCAGCCGACAAAAUCAUCGUUCUGAAAAUAAUGCACCGUGGACUUCCCCGGUUAAGCCACACAAUUAUCGAGCAGUUGCUCCUCCAACUAGUCCUUACAUUGACAAUCGCGAUCCAAAUUAUUCAUGUUCACCAAGAAGAUACGUACCGCCAUUCUACAAUAACGGUCGGAAUUUUGGGCAUCCAAAUGAUCGAAAUAGGUACGCCGCAUAUCCGUUAGGAAGUCCUUUAAUGACAACUAUGGGAUAUCCACGUGAACCGGUAGAUUCUCGUUAUAAUCUUCACAUGGGAGUUGUAGGGUUUGAUGAUGAUAAGUUUAAACUUUCACCUCCUAGCAUGGAUGAUAAGCAUAUAUGGACAAAACAAGAAGUUGAACUUUUGUUAGAUUUGUACGAGGAACACAAAAUUAAACUGCAAGAUCCUCGUGUCAGAAAAACUAAAGUCUGGGAAGAUAUAGCUAAAGAAAUUCACGACAAAUUGGAUUCAGACGUUAACGGAUGUCAAUGCAAUCAAAAGUUUAGAAAUAUGAAAGCAGAUUUUCAAAAAGUUGUAGAACACAACUCAAGAUCUGGCUCAUUUCGAAAAACGUGCAAGUACUACGAAAGAUUAGAAAAAUUGUUAACUCCUAUGAGUGAAACAGAGAAACUUAAAGAGGAAGCAGAAAGUGAAACCACAUAUUAUAACAGUUUUAAUAAACUGGCUCAAAAUGCUACUCAAAAUGCUAACGGAUUUUAUGAUACAACUUCUCGAAGCACGUCAUCUUCUGAAUCAAGCGAGCAUCAUUCGUAUGAAACAGAAACAAGAAGCACGCCGAGUUCGCCUGAAAAACGAACAUUAAAUCAAAUGGAAAUUGGCAGUAACGAGGCAUCCCCACCACCACCUCCAAAGCGAACUUGUAUUGAAUGCGGAGGUAUGGACAAACGCGAACUUAUUGACGUAUUAAAGGAGUUUUUAAAGGAGCAAAGAAUUCGUGAAGAACAAACAAUAAGCAAAAUAAAUGCAUUACAUAAAGAAAAAAUAGACACUGUGGUUAGAUUUCUUGACCUUUUUCAGGAGUUAGUUAAAAAAGUCUAACUGAAUUUAUUUCUGACUUGGAUGGAUCUUUGCUUGCUAAUUAACAUAUUCUCAUUUCUUUUAUUAAUUUUUUUUUUCUUAAUUGAAUUAAUUAUUUAUAGUAAUAUUUAUAGCUAAUGAUUUUUUUUUAAUUUAAUUUUGUAGUGGAAUUAUUUUGUACGUAAUUUAUUUGUAAUAUAGAUCAAAUGUAAAAUUAUUGGGUAGAAUACAUUAAGUAUACCAACUAA
This is a messenger RNA of Hydra vulgaris (swiftwater hydra), 2030 nucleotides long. RefSeq lists its product as uncharacterized. Lineage: Eukaryota; Metazoa; Cnidaria; Hydrozoa; Anthoathecata; Hydridae. The record is from RefSeq and is a predicted model, not a curated record.